Messenger RNA from Procambarus clarkii (red swamp crayfish), 737 nucleotides. The record is from RefSeq and is a predicted model, not a curated record. NCBI's taxonomy places the organism in Eukaryota, Metazoa, Arthropoda, Malacostraca, Decapoda, Cambaridae.
AGGUCCCUACUGACACAAGGGCUGUGGACCCCAGCUCCCACUCCGCCUCUCAGCUGGUGACGGCUGUGACCGCCUCCCAGCUGGUGACGGCUGUGACCGCCUCCCAGCUGGUGACGGCUGUGACCACCUCUCAGCUGGUGACGGCUGUGACCGCCUCCCAGCUGGUGACGGCUGUGACCACCUCCCAGCUGGUGACGGCUGUGACCAUCUCUCAGCUGGUGGCGGCUGUGACCACCUCCCAGCUGGUGACGGCUGUGACCGCCUCCCAGCUGGUGACGGUUGUGACCACCUCUCAGCUGGUGACGGCUGUGACCACCUCCCAGCUGGUGACGGCUGUGACCACCUCUCAGCUGGUGACGGCUGUGACCACCUCUCAGCUGGUGACGGCUGUGACCACCUCCCAGCUGGUGACGGCUGUGACCACCUCUCAGCUGGUGGCGGCUGUGACCACCUCCCAGCUGGUGACGGCUGUGACCACCUCCCAGCUGGUGACGGCUGUGACCACCUCUCAGCUGGUGGCGGCUGUGACCACCUCCCAGCUGGUGACGGCUGUGACCACCUCCCGGCUGGUGACGGCGGCGUUUAUGAGCGCCGUCAAGAUGGAAGCCCGCCCACACUGUGGCCCACCAGUGGACCAGCUGGAACAACUUGCGGCUAAUUCAAACACGGCCGCGGCUCUCCGCAACGACCGCUACAGUGACCACGACAGUGACCGCGACAGUGACCGCGUGUUGUAG